Molecule: messenger RNA, 2251 nt
Organism: Aspergillus glaucus CBS 516.65
Lineage: Eukaryota; Fungi; Ascomycota; Eurotiomycetes; Eurotiales; Aspergillaceae
Exons: 9
Coding region: 1-2130 (709 amino acids)
Biological process (GO): glucan catabolic process
Molecular function (GO): beta-glucosidase activity
Source: RefSeq, a predicted model, not a curated record
AUGGCCGAGCAUGAAGUAAAAAGUUGGGCUUCAUUUCUGUCCAAGAACGGCCAACAAGCCAUUUUCGCUGUCGUCAAAAGCGACACCUCCUUCUACGGCCAAAGUCCCCCGGUCUAUCCUUCCCCCGAAAUGUCCGGCAUCGGAGGCUGGGAUGAAGCACUCUCCAAAGCCCAGGCAAUGGUCUCGCAGAUGUCGCUGGAAGAAAAGGUUAACAUCACUGGAGGCUAUGGGAGCAAGACCACGGGGUGCAGUGGUAAUGUUCCCGCUAUAGAUCGUGUGGGGUUUCCGGGGAUGUGUGUGCAGGAUGGCCCGGCUGGUGCUAGAGGGGCGGAGGGGGUUAGUGGUUAUCCGGCUGGUGUGCAUGUUGGUGCGAGCUGGAAUAAAUCACUCGCCUACGAUCGAGCUUAUGCAAUGGCCGGCGAAUUCAAAAGAGCAGGCGCCACACUGAGUUUGGGUCCCGCGGUGCUCGGUCCAUUGGGUAGGAUUGCUCGGGGGGAACGGAAUUGGGAGGGAUUCGGUGCGGACCCGUAUCUCAGUGGUAUAUUGGUGGUGCAGUCUGUGGAGGGGACUCAGGAUGGUGGUGUGGUUUCAUGCACCAAGCACUUCAUUGCAAACGAGCAAGAGGAAUAUCCGUUUAAGAAAAGAGACCCAGUCACCAACCACUCGAUUGAGCCAUCCUCGUCCAACAUUGAUGAUAAGACCAUGCAUGAGGUGUACAUGUGGCCCUUUGCGGAUGCUGUUCACGCCGGAACAGCCAUGUGCUCCUACCAACGCGUAAACAACAGCUACGCCUGCAAAAACCGCAAAGUCAUGAACGGUCUCCUCAAAACCGAGCUCGGCUUUCAAGGCUUCGUAAUGAGCGACUUCAAAGGCCAGAAAACAGGCAUGGCAAGUGCCCGAGCCGGCAUGGACAUGACCAUGCCCCUCGCAACCCCAUAUUGGGGCCCGCACGUCCUCGAAGCAGUCCGCAACGGCUCCGUUCCUGAAUCCAAUCAGGAUGACUCCAGCGUUCCCCUCGUUGGCUUGGGUCUUCCACCUGAUCUACACAGCCCGCACGCCAUGAUCGACGCCCGGAACCCUGACGACGCAGAUACCCUCUUGCAGGGCACAAUUGAAGGCCACGUACUAGUGAAGAGCAUCGACAAAGCACUCCCCCUAACAAAACCCCGCAUGCUCGCCGUCUACGGCUACGACGCCAAAAUGCCCGAACGAAACAAUCCGUCCAACGGCUUCAACGACUGGACCCUAGGCUUCUACCCCUUACAAACCCUAGAAACACGGGCCCGCCAGGACGCAACGCAAUUAUUCUGGGACGUCGUUAUACCAAACGCAAACAGCACCGUUCCAGGCGCAGCAGACGCAUGUCUAGUCUUCAUUAACACUUUCUCCUCGGAAGGUGUCGACCGCCCGAUGCCCAAACACCAUCGUAGCCAUCCACAAUGCCCCGGAAUCCGUGUCGUGGACCAGUGGAUCGACAAUCCCAACGUCACCUCCGUGAUCAUCGCACAUCUGCCCGGCCAGGACUCCGGCGCCGCCAUCACAAAGAUCCUUCCUCUACGGCGACUUCGACUACGCGCGCUUCUCGCACCCCAGGACCUUGGGAACUGGGAUAAAUAUUUCCCGCAGGAUAACUUCACCGAAGGCGUAUUCAUCGACUACCGCGCAUUCGACGAGAACAAUAUCACCUCACGCUUCGAGUUCGGUUUCGGACUCACAUAUACAACGUUCAACUACACCAACCUCAAAAUCUCAAACACCAUCGACCCAUCAACCCUCUCCCCCUUCCCCACGGGCCCUAUAAUCCCCGGCGGCCACGCUGAUCUUUGGGACACAGUAGCCACCGUGACAGCCGACGUUACGAAUACCGGGGACGUACCGGCCGCAGAAGUUGGACAGCUGUAUAUGAGUAUUCCGGGCGAGGGACAGCCAGUUAGACAGUUGCGGGGAUUUGAUAAGGUUAUGCUUGGGCCGGGUGAGACGAGAACAUUUGAGUUUGGAUUGCGGCGGAGGGAUCUUAAUAUUUGGGAUGUUGGGGUGCAGGGAUGGAAGUUGCUUACUGGGGAGGAGUAUGGGGUUGUUGUGGGGGAAAGUUUGAGGAUGUUGGGUUUGAAUGGGGCGUUAGUGUUGUAGGUGGUAUAGAAAAAAAGAAACGGGGUGUACGAAAGAACGAUGCUAGAGGCUAAAUGAUAGAUGUACGAUAGAAAGGAAGGACGAUCGAUUGAUGUGGGGAACUAGAAUACAGGCGGGCGAC